This is a messenger RNA of Schistosoma rodhaini, 2133 nucleotides long. The record is from the annotation of a GenBank genome assembly. Lineage: Eukaryota; Metazoa; Platyhelminthes; Trematoda; Strigeidida; Schistosomatidae.
AUGUCUUCUUUUUUUUCUGAUACUUUAUCUCAAUAUUUCAAACAAUAUCUAAUUUUUUCUCCUAAAGAAUUAUCCGAUCUACUGUAUGCACGAGCUAAUCUAUUAUCGAAACAACAUAGUCAGUCAAUAAUUCAAGCUUACUAUGAUUUGAAAAAAGCAUUGCGUUAUUGUCAAAAUCAUUUAGAAAGUUACAAUUUAUUACAUCAACUUGAAAUUAUAUCUUCCAAUAAACAAGAAGAAGCUAUUGAAUUAAUGUUGAAAAAUCGUUUCUUUGAUUCAUUACAUUCAAUCACUAUAGCGAUUUAUGCUCAACCAGAGAAUAUUUCAUUAUAUUUUGAUAAAGGAGCAAUUUUAAGGAAACUUGACCGAUUAACCGAGUCUCUAGAUUGUAUUAUGCAUGGAAUAAAUUUAUUCAAUACAUGGAAUGAUACUGAUAAGAAGAACUCAGCCGAUCUGUACCAAUUAGGGAGAAAUCAGUUAUUUCUUACAAUAAACUCUUAUGCAAUAAAGCUAUCAAAACAAGAGAAAUAUCAAGAAUCAAAUGAAUUGAUUCGUCAACUGUUGGAAGUGGAUUCUAAAAAUUAUAGAUUACUGAUUUUAUCUGGUGAUUGCCAAUAUUUCAUGAAGAAUUAUGAAAAAUCUCUUAAAGAAUAUGAAAACGCAAAAUCAAUAAUUAGUAAACUAUUGACCGAUUCUAACCAUUGCAUUUGUAAUAACAAUAUGAUGAAAAUUCCCGAAAGUAUUAAUUCAAUCAAUGGAAGAAUCUGUUUAACUUGUUACCAGUUAAGUAAAAAUCGAAUUAAACAAAGUGAUUGGUCAAAUGCAAUAAAUUAUUUAGAUCGCUGUAUUUGUUUAGCACCAUUCCAAUCAGAAUUUUACAUGACACGUGCAUUAGUUCAUUAUCAAUCAAACCAUACCAAGCAUUCAUGGAAUGAUAUAUUAAUUUUCAUUUAUUUGAAUUUAAGUGAUUGGGCAUUGUUUCAAAGAACAAACGGUAAAUGGUCUAUAUAUCCAAUGUGGUAUCAAACUAUUGUACAUGAUCGAUUCCUUAGUCAAGUUAAUGAACAAAUCGGUCCAUUAAUUCAUCGUCUCACACCAAAAUAUAUUGAUUUGGUAAAAGUUGCGAAUUCUAAGGAAUGUGAAUUGUCUUUACUAAGGAAUUUAAGAAGAAUAAUUAAUGAAAACAAAUGUGCCACAUGUCAGAGAGCCAGUCAUUCUUCAACUACCAAAAUUACCUUUCCUACUAAUGGUAAUCAACAGACGUUAGAAAAUCCGAUUGAUUGGUUGCAUAAUCGUGUAUCGUUUAAUUUAUUUUCAGAGCCUAGGGAUGACUGUGUUGCUAAAAUGCCUUUCAUAAAUUCAAAUGAUAUUACUCAGAAAACGUUUACUGAUGUAUGUGAAUAUGAGUACAAGCAAAUCAAUGCCAAAAUUAAAGAAAUUCGUCAGAGGAAUUUUCCCAGACAAUUCAUGCACACGAAAUGAGCUCCAUUAUUCUAACUGUAAUUGAAUGCUGUUAUGGCUAUUUUGGUUGUUGUUUAUUUAUUCCUCAUUUAGUAAAAUUAUCACUUUGAUGUUUCAAGAUUUUUGUUUAUUUAUAUCUCUUUUUCGGUUUACGUCUUAUUCAGAGCAAAACAAGUAAUUUAUUUCUCAAUUUUUAGCAGUAAACUUAUUUCUUAAACAGUGAAACGACAUCGAAGUUGUUUUGACGAGACCACUGUUGUUAAAUAACAAGGUUUUACGAAUUAUCAAUUAUGACAAAUUAGUAAAUACUUUGGAUCCAUGCACAAGAAUAGCUGAUAUUUGUCUGUGAGAUAUACUCAAGAUUAUCGUACAGCCUGGAUUCCAUACCUUCAACCACCUAACAUCACACAAAGAAUACUACAUUGAUGUGCUAAUUGAAUUGAUUGGAAUACAGCUUAACCGAUUGUAUCUCAACACUGGAAAUGUUGCUUGGCUCUACUUAAAUACGUCUUUUAAGUCUUAUUUAUCUCGAUUAGAUGAAUAAAUAGACAAAUAUUUACUAUGAGCAUUCUUUGGAAUGAUACGUCAUAAUAUUGAACUCCUUUCUGGAAGUCACACUGAACAUCUCGUUCAUUGGAUGGACCCUCUAAAUUAAAUAAAUGGGAUGUUCUG